This is a messenger RNA of Pimephales promelas (fathead minnow), 2973 nucleotides long. RefSeq names its product angiopoietin 2a (gene angpt2a). Gene Ontology annotation, biological process: blood coagulation. The record is from RefSeq and is a predicted model, not a curated record. NCBI's taxonomy places the organism in Eukaryota, Metazoa, Chordata, Actinopteri, Cypriniformes, Leuciscidae.
UGGAAAAGGAGAAUCAACUGGAUGUAGAGACUUUUCAUUCUUCAAACAUCCAUCUUCUAAUAAGACAGGAACUAAGAUAUUUAUGUAAACAGGUAGAAGUAGUAUUAAAUAUUUUCAGAACAAAUAUGCUGAACACCGGCACACUAUUUGUAAUUUAUUGCCUUAGUGCUGGGGAAGCAUUUACGACCAAUUCAGAUGCAACAGGAAAGAAGUCAUACCAGAUCCAGAACGGGCCAUGCACCUAUACUUUUCUGCUGCCAGAACUGCAGAACUGUGGUCCUUCAAGUACCUUCACUAACCAAGUGCAGCGAGAUGACCUGGUUGACUACAACAGCUCAGUCCAAAGACUAGAACAAUUAGAGACCAUCAUGGAGAACAACACACAAUGGCUGCAAAAGCUGGAGAACUACAUUCAGGAGAACCUCAAACAAGACAUGGCCCAAAUUCAGAAUAACGCAGUGCAAAACCACACAGUGACCAUGAUCAAGAUUGGGGCCAGCCUCCUUAGUCAAACAGCAGCGCAAACACGGAAAAUCACUACUGUUGAAGCACAGGUAAUUAACCAAACAACUCGACUUGAACGUCAGCUUCUUGAGAACUCAAUUUCAACCAGCAAACUGGAAAAUGAAAUUCUGCAACAGAUAAAUGAAAUCCAAAAGCUGAAUGAAAAAAACAGUUUUCUGGAAAAACGAGUGGAGGAUAUGGAAGGCAAGCGAAAUACAGAGCUAGAAAACUUGGAAGCGGAGAAGGAACAGCUCAAGAAGCUGGUGGAGAAGCAGACUAGCAUCAUAAAAGAGAUGGAGCAACAACUGCUCCGCACCUCCUCCGAAAACUCCGCCAUGAAGAAGCAGCAGCAGGAGCUGACAAAUACAGUCAACAACCUAAUUCACACCAUCUCUGUGGGUAGCAUUCCUGCAAUGAUGCAGGACGAUCCAGAUCAGUACAAUGACUGUGCUGCAGUCUUCAAGUCAGGGAACAAGGAAAGCGGGGUCUACUCAUUGACCAUACCUGAUACAAAACAGCAGUUCAAGGCCUACUGCGACAUGGAAAUAGAUGGAGGUGGAUGGACAGUAAUACAGAAGCGCUUCAAUGGCAUUGUUGAUUUUCAUCAAACAUGGAAAAAUUACACAAUGGGGUUUGGAGACAUCUCAGGUGAACACUGGUUAGGGAAUGAAAUCAUCUCCAAGUUGACACAAGAAAAACAACAUGUCCUCAGGAUAGAUCUGACAGACUGGGAGGGGAACACAGCCUUUUCAAAAUAUGACCAAUUCUCACUUGAUGGAGAGAAGCAGAAUUACAGGAUACACCUGAACAGCUACAGUGGAACAGCAGGUAAAACCAGUAGCAUGGGACAGCCAGGAAGUGAUUUCAGCUCAAAAGAUGUAGACAAUGACAAAUGUAUUUGCAAAUGCUCACAAAUGCUCUCAGGAGGUUGGUGGUUUGAUGCCUGUGGACCAUCAAAUCUCAAUGGCGUAUACUACCAGCAAGGACAGAACACUAAUCGUUUCAAUGGCAUCAAAUGGUACUACUGGAAAGGUUCAGCAUAUUCACUAAAGGCCACGACUAUGAUGAUACGACCGUCAAAAUUCUAAGCUUCUAGUUCUAAGGCACAAUAGCCGCUUUUCCACUGUCGGGCCAGUACGAACUGGGGCAACAGGCUGUGCUGGGAUAAUAGCCUUGAAAAAAAAAAAAAAAAAAACAACAACCUGAGGAGCACUGUCAGUGACAAUCCCAAUAGUUAUAUUUUCAGUCAGAGAAGGAGAAGCCCCGACGAGGCACAAUCAAGCCCAGGAAGUGACAGUGGAAACGCGACUGGCUGCAAUAGCACUCUGCUUUUGGCUCGACAUUAGAAAAACGGCUAAUGACUACUGAUGUCACUGCUUUCAUAUCCUAUAGAGAAACAUUGAGGUGUCACUGCUUUCAUAUCCUAUAGAGAAACAUUUGUUGAGAGGUGUGACCUUCAUGCACUUCUGAUACAGGACUUCUAUUUAAAAGAUAAAGCACUUGAAAAACAAAACAAAACAAUUUUUUUUACAGUGUCAAAUUGCUAAUUCAUUGAAUAUGAAAUCCUGACAUACAACAUAUUAAUGGAACUUCGUCAAGGGAAAAGUUUUGUUCAAAUGGAUGUGUUAAUAUGUAUUGUUAAUUGAAGAACAGGUGUAAAGGGGAUAUACACCUGUACAUUGAUGCUUCACAGGAUUUCCUUAAUUCUUCAUGUAGAUACGUGGAAUCAGAACUACUUUCUUAGUAUGCUUAUUUUAUUUGUAAAUACCAAAUUAUUUACAAAUAUUUAAUUAUAUUAUUGAUAAAUUGUCAAAUGUAACCAUGGUACAAGAGUGAGUUAAAUGCAUAAAGCUGCGGAGGUUCUUUAGACAUGUUACAAAUUGUUAAUCUUUAAAACUAUUGUUUACACAUGGUUUAGUGCUUUGGACCUUCUUGUAGAUAUCUUAACUGUGGACAUGUGUUGACUGUUGACCAAACUCUGCAGGAAUUCUUAAAGGGUCCCUUCUUUGCAAAAUGCAAAAUUCACUUUUACAUGGUUUUUUGAAAAAAAAAAAAAAAUAAAUUGUUUGGUUGGUUGUCCACAGUGUGGAUAACCAACCUAUAAAUGGAAAAAAAAUUCCACCCACUCUUUUUUGUAUUCCCUAAAAAUAAAAUUAAAAAUUGUCUCAAAAUGAUUUGUUCAUGUUUUCUACCCAUUGUGACAUCACAAUGGAACAGGCCCCUCCCAUGACUGGUGACGGACUUAUUCCUAUUAGCAUAGGUCCUCACCUGAGUGAGCUGCACACUCACUACACUUGAACUUGACGCACAACGUAAUGAUGGCAAUUGACGCCUUUUGCGGUUCAAAUAAACAGUGCUGGGCAACCGCGUUCAUCAUUACGGUGUGCGUCAAGGUUUACUCUUUUGGCGUAAAUCGAUAUGUACGGCCGCCUGCCGGUAGCUAGUUAUUUUAGUCGAUAAAGUUUUAAA